Arabidopsis thaliana (thale cress) is the source of this 966-nucleotide messenger RNA. RefSeq names its product 39S ribosomal protein. The transcript is spliced from 3 exons. Lineage: Eukaryota; Viridiplantae; Streptophyta; Magnoliopsida; Brassicales; Brassicaceae. Gene Ontology annotation, cellular component: mitochondrion. The record is from RefSeq and is marked reviewed. The coding region runs from base 324 to 707 and encodes 127 amino acids.
ACCUUCACUUAACACAGCAGAAACCCUUUCUUCAGUCUUCUCCUGCGUUCUCCUUCUUCACUUCCCAACUAAAUCUCGCCGGACGAUCGUAACCGGAGAGCUUCCGUCGACCGAUUAAUCUUCAAAUCUCUAUGACUCUUAUGAAUCUGGAAGUUACGAUGUAUGAUGUUGUUAUCUGAAUAUCAAAUUUAUAUAGAUUCGCAAUCAUUCUCUGUUUUUUCAUGGAAUCUAAUGCGAGAUAUGUAAAGUUAGGGUUUUUGGUAAUUCUCUAAAAUGAUCUGUAUAAUGGCUGAUUUAGGUCAAGUGUUUGAUAUCUAAAGAAGAUGUUGAAGUUUCUAUCAAAAGUAAGAAUUGAGUUCAACACAUUAGAUCCAAGACUUGCGUCUUGUGUUGAAUUCUUAGCUCAAUGCAAUGCAAGGAAGGCCAAAGAAUCGAAUCCCAAUUGUCAGGUUUUGGUGAAACGUAGAACCGAUGAGCAGCCGCCGCAGAUCACUGUCACUUUUGUUAAUGGUGUUGAGGAAGCUUUUGAUGCAGCUGCAACCUCGGCUCAGUCGAUUAGAAAGAUGAUUCUUGAUAAAGGUCAGUAUCUUGAGACAGAGCAAAUGUUUCGUGAAGCUGGAGAACAAUGGCCUGUGAUUAUCCCUGAUGAAGAACUUCUCCAAGAGGCUCCUGGUGUUAAGCCGAGAAAAGCAGAAGACAAGAAGUGAUGCUGCACCAAGCACGAUCAAUAUCUCUUGGUGUAAUCUCAUUGAUUUGACAAAUCUAGCUUUUCGGAAUGUAAGAUCGUUUGCUGUGUGCAACUCGAUAUGUGUCUCAAGCUUAGGGUUUCGACUGAUAGAUUUGUAUUGUUUUCUUGUUUAUGUGAACCGCAAUGGAUGAACUUUUGGUCAGGAACCGGGACUAUGACACUGUUAUGGAAGCUAUUGAAGCUCUGGGAAUAAAAACCAAUUUUUAUAGGCAAAUAUC